AUGAAUCCUUGUGAAACUGAGGCUUGGUUCAUUGAUUCCAUUGAGGAAUGGCACAAAGCCAAACACCUUGAAAACUUUGUUCUGCUCGGGCAUGUUUUUAGAAGAUAUAUUGCAGCUAAAUAUGCCUUGAAACCACCACCACCACCAUCGUCAUCUGUCGUUGUCGCCCACCUCCGUCGCCACCCGCCACCGCCGCUGCCACCACAUACCACCGCCGCCCAGCUCCGUCCCUGCCACCCACCGUCGCCACUGCCACCUCCAAUUAUUGCCACUGCCACCUCCGAUCACGGCUGCCACCCACAGCCUCCAUCGCUAUCAACCGCCACCACCGCUACCACCUCCGACCACUCCGGCCAACACCAUCACCACCACCGCCACCUACCUCCACCGUCAUCCAUCACCACCACCGUUGUCACCAUCCGCCGUCAUCUCCGCCCACCACCAUCGCCAACCAUCGCCGCCGCUACAACUGACACCUACACCACGCACCAUCAUCACCCAUCACUGACCGUUGCCACCUACCUCCACCGUCAUCCAUCACCACCACCGUUGUCACCAUCCGCCGUCAUCUCCACCCACUACCAUCGCCAAUCACUGUCGCCGCUACAACUGAUUUUAUUCCUUCAUCUUUUUUCGCAUACCAAACAACAAAAGUAA
Messenger RNA from Helianthus annuus (common sunflower), 657 nucleotides. Its product is annotated as extensin-like. The coding region runs from base 1 to 657 and encodes 218 amino acids. Lineage: Eukaryota; Viridiplantae; Streptophyta; Magnoliopsida; Asterales; Asteraceae. The transcript is spliced from 3 exons. The record is from RefSeq and is a predicted model, not a curated record.